AUGCUGCCUCCGUUGCCUUUGGUGGACAACAACAAUGAUAAGUUUUGCUCACGAAAGCGUGUGAAUGGAGAUAGUUCUAUUGAAAGCAACACUUUAAAUAGUCAAGAUCUCACUCAACUCAGUCGACCUUCUCCUCGUACAUUCGUUCGUGUGCCUACAUCUAGAACGAGUUGCAAGAAAGAAGGCGAAAGCGAGCAAAAACGUUCUUUAGAUUUGACGAAUAUCUCUAGAAUUCCCCGUGAUUUUUUUGUUGUGGAGACCAAUGCCGUUCUUUUUCCUCCGGACUACCCACCAGGCCAGUACCAAUCUACUCUUAAUAAGGAAGGACAAUGGGAGACAAUUGUGUUUCCAGCUCUGACACCACGUAAUCGUCAGCAAGUGCUAUACCUUCGAAAAACAUUGGAUAGGAUGCGUGCUACCAUGCCACAAUUUCUUCAACAACAUUCGAGUGUUGGAUGUGAAAUAGAUAAGACAGUAGUAUCAGAGCGAAUGCGCUUGAUAAUCGAAUACACGAGCCAAGAGUCUAAUAUCUAUUCGACCUGCUUUCAUGAACUAGCACGGCAAAUAAGGUUUAUAUGCAAAGAGCAAAGUGAACUGUUGUAUGAGAUUCGCAACGGUUACGAUGCAGCUGUCGCUCGUCUUAUUGAUCAGCUUUCGAUUAAAAAUCAUGAGACCGACCUACAGCAAGAUCGAUUUGAUAAGCUGAAGAUAGAGUGUGCUCGGUUAGAAAAGGAAAAGGAGCAGCUUUCUCAGCACAUUAAAGUGUUAGAAGACCGACAAAACACGGGGCUUUCUGCUACUGCAGCACCCGAAGCAUUUUGGUCGCUUGAUAUGGGGAGUUAUAGCGAUUUCAACGAUGAUGAAGAAGAGUGGAGAUGGCAGCGUGCUUCUGCAUCUGUGAGCAAACGAAUUUUCUCCUCAAAGCACAAAUAUUCUGCGAGCGAGAAAUUUCUUGCAGCAAGACGCGUGCAAGUUGCAUUUCGGAGGUUUCAAGCCUACAAAGAGAAAUCCCGUGAUAAUAGUCAGAUGAAAAAGCAGGCAGCAGCAAAAUCUAUCCAAAAAAUUUAUCGAGGCUUUCGCGAUCGACGACUGGCAAUACAUCACAGAGCCAUUAUGCGAACGGUCAUUCGUCGACGAAAAGAGAGUGCAGCAGUUGAGGUAAUGCAAGCCAAUGUCCGCGCCUUCUUGCUUUAUCGGCGCCGCAAUGAUAAGUCGAAAAAAGUUUUCGAGCUCACAGGUAAUUACGAACAAGCACCUGUCGACACACGAGUCCUCCCUGCUAUCGAUCCAUUAAUGUCUGAAAUUAUGGCACUUUCAACCACUGAUAACAAUGAUGACAAGAGUCAAGCUGAACAAGCAGCAAAAAAUGAUAUCAAGCUGAACUCAAGACAAACGCUCGUACACUUGCUUUCAAGGUUUCGAAAGCUAGCGUCCAUCAUAAUUGCAUUUAAUCGUGGAAUAACAUCAGGCACAUCUAAAGCUGAAAAUGUUGAUAUUACUGAGACCAUCGAUGAUGCUGGUACUUGUCCAACUAGCGAGACGCUGGUGGCAGAAUAUAAUGAUGAGGACCUAAAUAUUUUUCAACGAACAGUAAAAGAAGCUAAGGCACUGUUGAUCUCGCUUGAUAUGGUUUUGAGACCUACAUCAGAGGGGAUUGACAAGCAUAGCGUAUCGGAGGACGACGUCAAUGAUUUAGUGGAUUGGAAUGGUACAGCUUCAAUCGGAUGGGCGAAGGACAUUGAACAAAACGAUAGUAAAGUGGAUCAGAAAACGUAUCUAGUUCCUAAAUUUGGUAAGCGCGCUGUCCUUUUUGGUGCUGAAGAUGCUUUGCGAUCGCAAAAGUACGAAGAACUUCAACUAAAUAAAACAUUAUGGCACUCAGCCAAAUGCUAUCUCGCUUCAAAAAAUGAUACAGAUUCGUAUUUGACGUCCACACUGGCAUCACAUGACCAGGCCAAGAGACUUUUGUCGCUUAAGCGCUUUAUUACAAACAUGUACGACAUGAUCGUGACAAAAUUAAAAGAGUUGUCUAAGUCGCGCCUAAGUGAAUUGCUGGCUUCUCACUGCCAUCUCGCAUUAUCCUUCAGUGAGUGGCGUCAACAGCAAUCCCAGCUUGUUUCAAGAGCUCAAUGUACUGACCAAUCACCAAGUUUUAAUAUGGAGCUGCUAACUCGAGAGCAUUUUCGCUGUCGACUCGGUUUGCCACAACUUGUUGAUACAGCGUUUAUUAACCUUUCUGAAACUAUUGAGUUCUUUGCCGCGAUUGACCCGGAUGUCAAACGUUUCCAGGAUUUUAUGGUGAGCGAACGAUCGGAAGAAGAGCUUGUCUUUUGUUGCUUAUGUCGAUAUUUAUGCACACAUUGUCUGCCAUGUGACGAUUGCCCGGCAGGUUCGGCCACUUCCACGCUUCAUCGCCAGCCGAUGCUUCACUCUGUCACCGCUCGCGAAAUCAUUGAUGUUCCUCACAUUCUGGAGCUUGCUAGAAUAUUGUUUCGAGUCAAUGAUGAGAGGUCUAUUGUAGAAAGCGAUACUUCAAUCACUGAGGUCGAAAAUGUUGUGUAUCGCGAGUAUUUACCGACGAAUGGCUUGCAGCAAUUCGAAGAUAUUGUCUCGUCCAUCUGUAUAGAUCCUGACAGCCGCGUUACUCCAGUCUCGACGAAUGAAGCGGAUGAUUUCACAGAAAAAAGCAGCCAGAAUCUGGAACCUCCUUGUCGACAUCCAAGUGGCUCACUAAUUUGUGGUAAACCAAUUCCGAGGCCGAAGAAUAACCCCCAUGUUUCCCGAAGCACAGUGUUACGUCGUCAGCAUUAUCACGCUUCACCAAGACAAUUCACACUUUCGGCAGAGGUUAAAUGGGUCUUUUAUGAAGAGAUUCUGGCGCUACUUGUUCGAUUUCGCUGUGAAAUGAACCAAUUUUAUUUCGCUUUGUUUUGUCUUAAGGAAUUAUUUCGUCUUGCAGCGGCAAGUAGUACGACUCCGUCGAAGUUGCUCGAUGAAACGGCAUUUGUUGAGACGCUCUUGCCGCUUUCAAAUGGUCUAUCUGAGCGAGAUCUCAGAAACAUUUUCCACAACGUUUUACGCCAACGGGAGCUACGAGUCAUGAUGCCAUUGCGUGUAUUUACAUCAGCAGCUUUGCUACUUAUGCGAAAUGGUCUUUUGAGCAUCUCGACCUACGCCUCAAUACGAAUACAAAGAAAUGAUUCGCCACCUCAAGCAUUUUUGCUACAACAAAAAAAUGAGGACACGAAAUGGCGAGAUCUUGCUCAUCAAUGGCAAAUUCUAGAGUCUUCGUUUGAUGCUAUCGUUGACGCUAUCAACGAUAAGUCACUAGCGCCUCAUUACCUCCAGGUGUAUAAAUCUCUUAUGCUCACAUCUGCCGACAAGACUCGAGCUGAACAUGCAUUACAGCUACUACAGCUCCGAAAAGAAAUUUACGAUUUAUUUGCUAGUCGAUCAGCGAGAGGUCGAGAUCUUGAUCGAGCUUACGAAAUAUACGAAGUAUUUGUAAAUGAACGGCUUGCACAUCAAGGCGUGAUGAGAAUAGUGAAAGGGGAACUAUAG
Messenger RNA from Plasmopara halstedii, 3561 nucleotides. RefSeq names its product IQ motif, EF-hand binding site. Gene Ontology annotation, molecular function: protein binding. The transcript has a single exon. The record is from RefSeq and is a predicted model, not a curated record. Lineage: Eukaryota; Oomycota; Peronosporomycetes; Peronosporales; Peronosporaceae. The coding region runs from base 1 to 3561 and encodes 1186 amino acids.